CUUCCUUUCCUCUUCAUAGAGCAACGCAGUUAUCUUCCCAGACCUACUAUGGUUCCGUGACACGAGUGACUAUAUACUUGGCAGAGCGUUCAUGAUCGCCCAUGAUCGCAGUCUACCAAGAGCUAUCCUUGAUCGCCUUGGGCAGCCAGCUACCCAAGUCUACCCUUGAUCACCCGGCCCCCACGGCUACCGUGUGGAACUCGUGCGGUUCCUGCACUUCCUUAGGGGAACGAUUGGCUCUGGGGUUCUGUCUUGUGCCCCACUGGGCCUGUACAUAUGGUUGGUUCGUGACACUAUUCCAGAUCCUGGCAGUGCUCUACACCAGGUGUCUAGAACUACAGUGGUUUCCCCCAAGAUUCAAGAGGGCCAAAACGGUGGUUCUAAUGAAGCCAGGGAAAUCUUCGGCUACGUACAGAACUGCUAAAGGCUACAGGCCUAGAGCUCUCCUACCUACCUUAGGAAGGUCCUGGAGGCUAUAAUGGCUAAGAGGGUGGCAGAGGCUGCGGAGUGGAACGGUCUACUAACUGAUGAACAGAUGGCAACAGGGCUAGUGUCACGAACCAACCAUAUAUCGAGGCCUAGUAGGGCGACGGAAGCCAAUGAAGAGGCGUAACACUAGGGGAAAGCUGAGAUGGGGCCUGCAAGAGGGAUCACCGCCAAGGAAGUGAGCGCGGUGAGCGGCUCACCUGUUGGAAGUGAAGGCACUUGAAGCUCGGAAACUGGGUUGCCGGUAUCGUACCCUGGUCAGGGGUAAUACACAGCUGUUACACAAGGUCUAGGAGGC
Parathielavia appendiculata is the source of this 784-nucleotide messenger RNA. RefSeq lists its product as uncharacterized. The record is from RefSeq and is a predicted model, not a curated record. The transcript has a single exon. The coding region runs from base 102 to 479 and encodes 125 amino acids. NCBI's taxonomy places the organism in Eukaryota, Fungi, Ascomycota, Sordariomycetes, Sordariales, Chaetomiaceae.